UCCGGUGUGGGCAGUGCUGUUCCCUUACGCAAGAUGGCGGCGCCCUUGUCUGUGCAAUUGGAGUUUGGAGGGGGAGCAGAACUCUUGUUUGACGGCAAAAGGAAACAUCAGGUGACUUUGCCAAGCCAGCAUGAACCUUGGGACGUUCGCAGCUUGCUGGUGUGGAUUAAAGAGAACCUGUUGAAAGAGAGGCCGGAAUUGUUUGUGCAAGGAGACUCUGUGCGGCCGGGAAUCCUGGUGCUCAUCAAUGACACCGACUGGGAGUUAAUGGGGGAGCUGCAUUAUCAACUCCAAGACCAGGAUAAUGUGGUUUUCAUCUCUACCUUACACGGAGGUUAGGCUGCUGGAAAAAACCACAAAACACAAAGAUGAAUAAUACCGGGCCCAGAUGUCACCUUCCUUCCUCGCUCUCUUCGCCGUCAUCCAAGAUGCUUCAAACCGGAUCGGGUUUCUCAUGAGUAGAUCCCUUCUUAAUAAAUCCUGCCCUUUUGACGCUCGGCUCCUCCCACCCUCUGGUUUGAUUCUCGACUCUUUUGUCCGGGACGGGGGUCAGAAGGAUUCCUACAUUUGGUCACUCUCUUCCCCGCUCCGGGAGACGCAUAGCAUGGAACAAAUGACUGAAACUGAGCUGCUUUGAGCGUCGUAUCGGCUGCGGCUGAGCAGGGCCCGGGCUUGUUUCUUGUCAUGCACCUGAUUAAGUCUCUCUUUGCUCUCCGGCAGCAGCCGCAGGAGUGCGUUCAAAGCAGGGGAUAUCCCUUCCCCUCGGAUCUGAUCGCGGCCGGUUUCGCAGUCAUUAACGGAAGGACUGCAAUUGUCUCCUUUGCCGCUUCAACCCAUCCGCGCUUGAUUUGCCGGGCAUGGAUUUCCAAUUAUGUGGCUGAGCUGAACUCUCUUGAAAAGAAGCCGGUCUGGGGCCCACUCACAAACGAGGACUUUGAAUUUGUGGCCACGAAGGACUCUUUCACCUGCCUUUCUGAGAAAAAAUGGUUCUACGUCUUUUAGUUUCAUAAGGCGCUGCCCGGCCCUUUUCUCUUACUGGCGUGUGGAUGUGUGUGUGUGGAUGUGUGUGUGUUUAAUUUUACUUUUGAAAUCCUCUGCUCUGCACAAAGGCAUGCUCUGUUGAAAAUCGUUUUGCAGAACCAGUAGGUGUGGAUGGGAAGAAUUGGGUCUAUUAGAGGGAAAUACACACUCUCUCAUGGGACAGUAAAGCCAGGCUUUUGACGAAACCAGCUCUUGCUAGCGUGGGGGGUGCACUCACUCCUGCGUGGCUCUUUUCACUUAAUGCAAGCAGCUAAAUAACCCAUCUGGCCUGUGAAUAGAUUUUGGAACUGGGAGGCCUGGAUUCAGUGGAGGCUGGUGGCUCUGAUGUCAGUGGGGCGGUGAAUCCACUCUGGGUUUCCAUCAGAAGCAGUCAGAACUCUAAAGGAGCUCUGACUCCUUUAGAAUUCUGACUGGUUCUGUUGGAAACCCGGAGCGGAUUCACCACCCCACUGACUCCGGAGCCCUUUGGAGAGCUGCUUUAGAGUUCUGACUGGUUCUGUUGGAAACCCGCAGUGGAUUCACCGCCCCACUGACUCCGGAGCCCUUUGGAGAGCUGCUUUAGAGUUCUGACUGGUUCUGUUGGAAACCUGCAGUGGAUUCACCACCCCACUGACUCCGGAGCCCUUUGGAGAGCUGCUUUAGAGUUCUGACUGGUUCCGACAGAAACCCGGAGUGGAUUCACCGCCCCACUGACUCCGGAGCCCUUUGGAGAGCUGCUUUAGAGUUCUGACUGGUUCCGACAGAAACCCAGAGUGGAUUCACCGCCCCACUGACUCCGGAGCCCUUUGGAGAGCUGCUUUAGAGUUCUGACUGGUUCCGUCAGAAAGCCGGAGCGGAUUCACCGCCCCGCUGACAUUGGAGCCACCGGCCUCCACUGCCUGGGUUCCAGUUCUGUCUCAGUCAUGCACUUAACUGGGUGGCCUUGAGCAUCUUGCUCCCUAUGUCAGUCUCAAUUCAGCAUAUGUGAAAUGGGAUUUGUAAUGGCCUCACUUCCCCCUUCCCUUGGCCCCUCCUCCUUCCCUUGGCCCCUCCCCUUUCGCUGCCCACCAAUUGGUGCUCUCCCAGCAUUUGUGCGGUUCCUCCCACCCCAUUCUAAAAGAUUGAAAUGCCUCUCUGAAAGUGUCCUUAUUGGCGCAAAGAGCUUGAAGCUACAAUAUGUUGGUGUGUUAGCCCCACCCCCUUGCCUUUGGCUCCGCCCAUCAUGUGACCACUGAGAACUUCUCUGAAAGUGAAUUCAGCCCUGGGGCUGAUACUGUUUCCCAAUCCUUGUCAUAAUGUGUAGUGAUCUGGCUUGGAAGGGUUACUGGGUUCUCUGUAGGCCCUGCGUGAUUUGCAGUGUACUUCCAGGUGGUCCAUGAGACCGUGCUGGAAAUGCUCAAGAGCCAGAGAUUUCUUUCACAAUCGUAAGAGCAGCCUUCUUGGAUCAGACCCAAGGCCUCUCUAACCCAGCAGACUGUUCCCGCAGUGGCCAAACUGAUGCCCAGAUGGGAAGCCCACAAGCCCAACGGGAGCGCAACAGCACCCGCCUUUUUGAAGUUUCUCCUGCUGCUGAAGAGGCAAGCCACUUUUCCGUUGAAAGUUCAGACAGAAAAGUGGCUUGCUUCUUCCGCAAUUCAAGCGAUGGCAAUGGAACUUCGGAGAAGACCCGCACUGUGGCAUGCCACAAUGUAAGAAAAUGUAGCCCCCGACGAACUUUGUAAGCCAGAUUUUUUAGUCCCAAAUAA
This is a messenger RNA of Elgaria multicarinata webbii, 2765 nucleotides long. It is a transcript of the gene URM1, whose product is annotated as ubiquitin related modifier 1. Gene Ontology annotation, cellular component: cytoplasm; nucleus. Gene Ontology annotation, molecular function: protein tag activity. The transcript has 5 exons. Gene Ontology annotation, biological process: tRNA thio-modification; protein urmylation. Bases 34 to 339 code for a protein of 101 amino acids. The record is from RefSeq and is a predicted model, not a curated record. Lineage: Eukaryota; Metazoa; Chordata; Lepidosauria; Squamata; Anguidae.